CUCAAGCAGAAUAAUUAAAGCAUCUGAUAAAGCAUAAUCAACCAGUUCAAGUCUCCAAGAUGUCAUCAGCUCAAGUGGAGAGACAACCGGGGUCGAUUUCCACCGGCACCCCGACUGCUAUGGCCACGAAGCCGGAUACUCCAUUAAAUGUCCAGAACUAUUCUAAAGAUAAGAAAGUUGGGGAGGGUACAUACGCUGUUGUUUACUUGGGAGUACAAGUAUCCACCAAGCGGAAUAUUGCUAUUAAAGAAAUAAAGACCGGGAUUUUUAAGGAUGGCCUUGAUAUGUCUGCUAUUAGAGAAGUGAAAUACUUGCAAGAGUUGAGACACCCGAAUGUUAUCGAACUAGUUGAUGUUUUUCUGACCACUAAUAACUUAAAUUUGGUGUUGGAGUUCUUACCGUGUGAUUUAGAAGUAUUAAUAAAGGAUAAAUCAGUUGUCUUCAAGACGUCAGACAUUAAGUCUUGGAUACUAAUGACAUUAAGAGGGUUACAUCACUGCCACAGAAAUUUUAUAUUACAUCGAGAUUUGAAACCAAAUAAUUUAUUACUAGCUCCAGAUGGAGAACUUAAAAUAGCGGAUUUUGGUUUAGCCAGGUCUUUAGGGAAUGCCAACGAAGAUUUAACGUCAAAUGUGGUGACUAGAUGGUAUAGAGCACCAGAAUUAUUAUUUGGUGCCAAACACUAUACCGAAGCAGUUGACAUUUGGUCGGUAGGUAUAAUAUUUGCAGAGCUAAUGCUAAGAACUCCUUACUUACCUGGUAAGGAUGAUGUGGAUCAAAUGGACGUAACGUUUAGGGCCUUGGGGACGCCGACUGAGCAAAUCUGGCCAAAUGUAUCCAAUUUACCUUUAUACAAUGCAUUGAGAGUUUAUCCACCUCCAUCUAGACAAGAGCUUAGAAAUAGAUUUAUUGCUGCUACUGAUAAAGCUUUGGACUUUUUGAUUCUCAUGACACAGUUGGAUCCAAGUAGAAGAUGUAAUUCAACUCAAGCAUUACUACAUGAAUAUUUCACUGAAUCCCCAAGUCCAACCGAACCGAUUGAUUUACCAAAGAAAGGAGGUGGUACUAAUGGCUCCAAUAAUAAUGAUAACGAAAAUUCAAUAAAGAGACGUAAAUUAUAGAGAUUUACUUGAACUAUGUCUAUAGAUGUAUAUAUUAUUCUAAAAUUUAAUCAUGACAGACCGU
Molecule: messenger RNA, 1185 nt
Organism: Hyphopichia burtonii NRRL Y-1933
Lineage: Eukaryota; Fungi; Ascomycota; Pichiomycetes; Serinales; Debaryomycetaceae
Product: TFIIH complex serine/threonine-protein kinase subunit
Exons: 1
Coding region: 60-1121 (353 amino acids)
Biological process (GO): positive regulation of transcription by RNA polymerase II; protein phosphorylation
Cellular component (GO): transcription factor TFIIH holo complex; transcription factor TFIIK complex; cytoplasm
Molecular function (GO): ATP binding; cyclin-dependent protein serine/threonine kinase activity; RNA polymerase II CTD heptapeptide repeat kinase activity
Source: RefSeq, a predicted model, not a curated record